Molecule: messenger RNA, 1092 nt
Organism: Moneuplotes crassus
Lineage: Eukaryota; Ciliophora; Spirotrichea; Euplotida; Euplotidae
Source: the annotation of a GenBank genome assembly
AAUGAAUCAGGAGCGAAAGUUCAAUGAAUUGCCUGUCAUUCCUGACGAAUUCAGUGAUGAUGACGGUGCAUAUUUUGCCGAGACCGACCAAUUUGCUGCAGCUGAUCAUCCCAGUCAGUCUAGCAGAUUAACAACAGGAAGCAAAUAGAAGAGACCAAAGGGAAGAUGUUACUAGGAAGUCAAAUUAUUUUAACAAUCCACCUUCAGAUCUUAACUCUGAUCAUCAAAAGAGCAGCGUAAUCUCAGAAGUUGUUGAAGAAAGAAUUGUAGAACUCUCAGAUUCAGACAAUGAGAUUCAAGAAAACUAUCAAGCUCCAGAUGAAGUAGAAGAAUACCUUGACGUCAACCAAGAGGAGUACCUGAACAGGAACGAAUACAACCUUGAUGAGAACAGCAGAGAUACCGCUGAUCAGUUCAUGAGACAAACUUAUUGUGAUUCCCAGACCGAUGCUCAAAAUAAGUACAUAGACUUCCAACCUAUCCAGGAAGCUAAGAAAGAAGAGGAGCUUACCUCAACUCCUCAAAAUCCUAAAAAUUUUCAUGCUUUAUUCAAAAAGAAAUAUCCAAAUACUAAUAACAAGCUGCACUUAGUGUGGGAAAGAGAGAGGAUUGCCAGAAAGCGUCAAGAACAUAGCCAAAGAGGGAGUAUUUUCACAAUCAAAAAUUUCACAGAGAAAGAACCUCCCUUCUCCACCUCAACAGCUCGAGGAAAGCUGGCAGAGUAUGACUUCAGUCGUCCUUCUAAGAAAUAAAUCUGUUUUCGUUGAAAACCUAAAAUCUAGCGUUCCGAUUCUUUCAGAUCACUAUAGGAACUCGACUACUCAUAAAAAGGCUGCUCUAGGGCAGGAGAACUUCAUUAAUAGGACUUUUAGCCAUAUGAGCCAGAAGAAGAUGAGGGGCUUCGAAGGGUACAUAGAUUACCAGAAGUACGGAGAGACAAGCAAUGACCGGUUGAAUACAUCUUUGUUAGAGAAUAUGAAGUUGCAGAAAAGAAUUAAAGCAGGUAAAGAUAUUCCUUCGGCUUACACUCCAUCUCUACCGACAGAAAAGCAAGGUAGAAGCAGAAUGUUCUACACUUCACAGAUUUUGUAG